Chinchilla lanigera (long-tailed chinchilla) is the source of this 1796-nucleotide messenger RNA. RefSeq names its product chromosome unknown open reading frame, human C12orf50 (gene Zc3h11d). The transcript is spliced from 14 exons. The record is from RefSeq and is a predicted model, not a curated record. Bases 204 to 1496 code for a protein of 430 amino acids. Lineage: Eukaryota; Metazoa; Chordata; Mammalia; Rodentia; Chinchillidae.
CAGAGGCGCCCGGGCGUGCGCUCCCUCGUGAGUUCCCUCGGCUGGCUGACUAUGUAAAAACAAGGGUUCGUUGUCCGGGAAUCUUAUUUAUUAAAGGUUCCCAGUGCCGAUUCCGACACUGUGAAGAGGCCCUCGGCAGUGACACUGUGUGCUCAUUAUGGAGAGAGAAAAAAUGUUUAGAUCCACUUUGCAGAUUUAGACACAUGGAAAUGCAGCAAAACUGCAGCAUUUCAUGCUUCUGGGAAACUCAACCUCUUGGUUGUGUGAAGAUCAGUUGUAUCUUUUAUCACAGCAAACCUCGAAAUAUCAAUGGAUUAUUUUUGCCACCAAGUAGCAAUAUCACACUUCAGAAAGACAGUCAGGAAGGAAUUCCAUCCCCGACUCAGAGUCAGGAGCCUUUGAAACCUCAGGAGAAUAUAUCACGCCCCAUUCACCAUCCUUUAGUUUUAAAAACUAACUUUGAGGAAGAAGAGGAGGAAGAAGAGGAACAAAAUGAUUAUUUGGAUUUGGGACAAUUUAAUUUAAAAACAAUAUGUCCUAUAGAUGCUUCUAGUUUGUGGACAAAGACUCCUGAAGAGAUUGAAGAAAAAAGAGUAAUAAAGGAGAUGUGCUAUAAAUCUGGCGAAUACUACAGAUUUCAUACUCCUACAGAUGCUUCACCAUCAAAAAGCACAGCUCCUGUAGUGGAAAAAGAGCUAGAAAAGCCUUUGGAAAAUGGCAGUGAAUUGCAAGAAGGAGAUGGACUUACAAUUCCAACAAAAUUUAGCCUAGCUGAAAGGCAAGGUGAGACAAAAAUAUCACUGGAUGGGAAACCAAGGACUGACAUUGCUGCUUUUGAAAAUGGAGGAGGUGACUGCUCUGUUCCACAAAGGAUUGUAUUUCUUGGAGUAGAUGAAAGUGAAAGUUUAACUGAAGAGAAAGAAGUCAUCAUGUCAAAAUGCCCAAAUACCAAAGAUAACAAGGACAGUCCUCAUCCAAAGCAUUCCUUAACUACCCGACUAGUACCUACCACGCAUGUAUUAAAUGCUACUGAGAAUAUCAAUAUGAAGUCCAGGGAGGACAUCUCUUCAACGAACGAUGUUCAGCCAGUGAAGAAGCCUCAUUUUAAAGGUGUGAAAAAGAGAAAAUGGAUUUGUGAUGAGCCAAAGAACUUUUCUGGCUCUGGAAUGCGGAGAGUACAAGCCCCAAAUCCAAAAAAUAAAAUGAAUUACCAUCAUCAUAAUAAAAACAGAAAUGCUGAAAACGCAUCCUAUCUCCAUGUCCGAAGAGAUGCUGUCAGGACUGUCCCGCUGAGCGCACCUCCCUGCAGCAGACACACAAACGGGUCUAUCAAUAAAGCCGAUGUUCACAAGGAACCCAAAAUCCACGUCUGUCCAGACAAAUACACGUCAACAUCAUAUAACGGUUCAGCCUGGAGGAAAAGAAUUCCUUUUCCAAAAACAUAUUCAAAAACUGAAAAGAUAUAUACAGAGCCAAGAAGAAAUGGGAGCAAGUAAACUUGGAGGUUGAGAGAAGAGAAAAAUGAGAAAAGAGAAAAGUGCCAGCCAUCAUCUGAUUUACAAUCAAAAAUGAAAAUGCAAAGAAUGAGAUAUUCAAGUACUCCAUACUGUAUACUGGAUAGCCAAAGAUGAUAAAAUGCAAAUUCUGAAAAUAAGACGCAGGAGUUACAUUGUGCUCUUUCGAAACUGAUAAAAAUGCAAAUUACAAACAGCUGCCUGUGUAUUUAUAUAGGUCUGGAAUUCAUUCAGUGCAUUACCACAAACAUUUAAUAAAAUUUAAAACUUUGACAAUUAAAA